Octopus bimaculoides (California two-spot octopus) is the source of this 1441-nucleotide messenger RNA. Its product is annotated as prostatic acid phosphatase. Gene Ontology annotation, molecular function: phosphatase activity. The record is from RefSeq and is a predicted model, not a curated record. Lineage: Eukaryota; Metazoa; Mollusca; Cephalopoda; Octopoda; Octopodidae. Gene Ontology annotation, biological process: dephosphorylation.
GAGAGGUGGUAGGAGGCAUGCCUGACAGGCCGGGGGAUGCUUCCAGUGCACUUUAGUUGACACCAAGACAUAACUAACAGGUCCAUUCAUUAGAGAGAGAGAGAGACAAAGAAAGAAAGAAAGAAAGAAAGACAGAAGGAAGAGAACUGAGGGUGAUAUCGGUUAGUUAAGGCUAUCAUUCUUAUCUGAAGAACCAUCAUGGUAUCAUCUGAUGUUGGUUCCAUCCUUACCAUCUUGGCAAUUAUUUCCACGAUCUGCCCAGCUUCAACAGAACAAACUUCUUCAACUUUGCGACUUGUUCAUGUGUUAUAUCGGCAUGGCGACAGAUCCCCUAUUUCAGAUUACCCAAAUGAUAACUUGACAAAUGCUUGGCCAAAGGGACUUGGACAGCUUACAAAGGUUGGUAUGCAACAGCAAUACGAACUUGGAAAAUACUUGAGAAAGCGCUACGAUGGAUUCCUCAACACUUCUUUCAACGCAGAAGAGAUCCUAGUGCGUAGUACGGAUAAAGACAGAACCUUAAUGAGUGCCUACAGCAACCUGGCUGGAUUUUUUUACCCUUCUUCUCAGGAUAUCUGGAACCCUGAUAUUCUCUGGCAGCCAAUUCCUGUCCACACUGUUCCGAGAAUGGAUGAUAAUUUACUUUACAUGGAAUCGAAUUGUCCGAAAUAUAUGAAACUUUAUGAAAACUUCCAGAAAUCAAAGAAAUUCAAAGAAUUGAUCAAUGAUUACAAGGAUGUGAUAACGCUCGUUAGCGACAAAUCUGGUGCCACAGGAGACAUUGAAAGUGUGACCUCUGUCUAUGACAACCUCUUCUGUAAGCGUGCACACAAUUUCUCGUUACCCAGUUGGGCAUCAGACGACAUUAUGUUGAAGUUAAAGGCUUUGGAGAUUAUCAAAAUGAAGAAUUACUUCUACACCCCUUCUAUGCAGCUUCUGAAAGGAGGUCAUCUUCUCUGGGACAUCGUAGAAAAUAUGAAUUUGAAAGUGACCGAACCAGAAACCCUUCGGAAAUUUAUCAUGUAUUCUGCUCAUGAUUCCACAAUGAUCGCCCUCUUCAUGUCUCUGAACCUUUUCAAUGACAUUUUGCCGCCAUACGCUUCCUGCCUCAUAAUUGAGUUACACAAAAGCGAGGAGAACUCUUAUUUUGUGCAGAUCUUUUACAAGAAUUCUACUUCAGCCGAACCGGUACCUCUCACGAUGUCAGGUUGCGAACAGAAGUGUCUUUGGAACCAAUUUGUUAGACUCACAGAAGAAUCAUUGACUGCAAACAUUGAGUUAGAAUGCGAACUACCUCAAGAUUCAUUAUCCUCAGCCACUCUCAUCACCGUUGUGUUUGCCAUUUUUUUCCUUAUUAUCGUAGCUAUUGCUACGAUGUGUUUUCGGCACCGCAAAAGAGAAUCAUACAAACGUAUUCAGGUGUAACUUUUUUUUUCUCCUU